Lichtheimia ornata is the source of this 390-nucleotide messenger RNA. RefSeq lists its product as uncharacterized. Gene Ontology annotation, molecular function: nucleic acid binding; zinc ion binding. The record is from RefSeq and is a predicted model, not a curated record. Bases 1 to 390 code for a protein of 129 amino acids. The transcript has 4 exons. Lineage: Eukaryota; Fungi; Mucoromycota; Mucoromycetes; Mucorales; Lichtheimiaceae.
AUGGGCAGACUUCGUCGAUCUAGAACGCAUCACAGCAUCCGUGAUACCUAUCGCAAAUAUCGUACUCGCAACUACACCCGAGAUCUCGACCAGAUCCACGACGACAUUAAGCCAGAGAAUGCACAAAAGUUAAAGAACCAGCCCUUGGAUCCUGAUAAACCUGGUCUUGGUCAAAACUAUUGCAUCGAGUGCGCUCGUCAUUUUAUCACUGAAGCUGCAUUCAAGGAGCAUGUUCGUGGCAAGUUGCACAAGAAGCGUCUCAAACAACUAAAGGAAGAACCUUAUACACAAGCUGAGGCUGAUGCAGCUGCAGGAUUGGGUAAACCCGACAAUGGCAAACGAGGAGGUCGUUCCCUUGUAUCAGAAGAUGUUGCUAUGGGCGACGACUAA